AUGCGACGUUUAAUGCUUCUCUCGUCUUUGCUGUUUCUUUCUGCAGUAUCGGCUUCCACUUGCUAUUGGCCGAGUGGGAAGGUCGCGGCUGAUAAUUGGCUACAAUGUCCCGGUAGCAAGCAGUGCUGUGCAGAGGGCGAGGCUUGUCUUUCGAAUGGUCUUUGUGUUGCUGGGAAGUAUAUGACUGUUUAUCGCGGAGCAUGUACGGAUAAGUCGUGGCCUAUAUCGGAGUGUCCUCGAGUUUGCUAUGAAGAAAUCACCGAUGGAUGGGCCAAUCUGUAUCCUUGUCCCAGCAACAAUAACGAGGUGUUCACCUGUGGAACUGGUGGCUGGGCCGAUCACGUCUGCGAACAACAACUGGGCAACUAUACCUGGGUCAGCAGUAAUGUGACGGUAGCCCAAUUGGGGGUCACCAGUUCAUCCACUGCAACUUCAUCUGCAACCACCUCGGCCUCCUCGAGGUCGAAAGAGACCACGACCUUCACUUCCAGUUGUACAGCUUCGCCCGCAGGAAACGAUGCCACUAUGAAGACGGGACUAGGGGUUGGACUCGGGCUCGGCAUACCCUUGCUCCUAGCAGCAGCUGGUAUGCUGUGGUUUUACGUACACACUCAGCGUCAAAUCCAAUCUCUGCGGCAGAAGUUGGAUGAGCAAGGCGCUGUACCUCUAGCUCCACGAGGACAAUAUGCCCGUCUUCCUCCCCAGGAACUAGAUACGGGAAAGCAACAUUGGCCAGAGAUUCAAUCGAAUUACCGUUCGGAAUUGAGUUAG
Molecule: messenger RNA, 771 nt
Organism: Penicillium cataractarum
Lineage: Eukaryota; Fungi; Ascomycota; Eurotiomycetes; Eurotiales; Aspergillaceae
Exons: 2
Coding region: 1-771 (256 amino acids)
Source: RefSeq, a predicted model, not a curated record